Sycon ciliatum is the source of this 3636-nucleotide messenger RNA. RefSeq names its product CCAAT/enhancer-binding protein zeta-like. The record is from RefSeq and is a predicted model, not a curated record. The transcript is spliced from 34 exons. Gene Ontology annotation, cellular component: nucleus. Lineage: Eukaryota; Metazoa; Porifera; Calcarea; Leucosolenida; Sycettidae. The coding region runs from base 293 to 3067 and encodes 924 amino acids.
UUGUCUUGGCACAUCUAGGUCUUCUAAGACAAAGCAGGAGGAUGGUCAGGCAUCGGGAAAGGCUGUAAAGGAAUCGUCAAAACCAGCCGCCCCCGAGAAAACUGCGGUCUCUUCCAAGCCUGCCACAUCUCCGUCCAAGAAAACUGCAGCCGCAUCCAAACCCACAUCGGCUCAAUCUGAGAAAUCGUCAGCGCCAUCCAAGCCUGUCGCUACUGCACCGGUGGAAAUCCCACCCUUGUCCAAGCUAGUACCUGAUAAACCGCUAGUUGGUUACCUGGUCAAGCCGUCGUCCAUGUGGCUGGAGAUCAAUGGGGUUAGCGGCAGCAUAUCAUCUACAAAGAACGAUCCUCGCCUCGUAGAUGUCUAUCGGCGAGCUGCCAGGCAGAUUUAUGAGAUGGAGGUGGAAAAGUACAUGAAAGCCAAGUCGGCCGAUACCAGCGGUGAUGCAAAGUGGAUAAGAACCGUCAUGAAGACCGGUACCUUGUCGGAUCGUGUUGCCGCGCUAGCUCUGCAGAUUCAGGAAUCUCCCGUGCAUCAGCUUUCAACUCUAUCCAACCUGUUGAUGAUGGCCAACAAGAAAGUGAAGCGCGAGGCUCUGAUUGCUGUUGACACUUUGAAGGAGUUGUUCAUGGUCAAUCUUCUCCCGGAAAACCGCAAGUUGCGCUCUAUUGGAGAAAGACCGUUCGAUCAGCUGAGCGGGUCAGACAAAAAGCAGAUGUAUCGCCAGCUGCUGCUAUGGCACGUUGAGGACGAGGUGAAAAAGUCCUACGGCAGCAUGAUGAAUGCCCUAGACAGCCUUCUCAAGGAUCCUCAGUUUGAAAUCCGCAAGAAAGUCCUGGCUAUCGUCCAGCAGUUGUUGGCUGAGCGGCCCGAGCAAGAACAGGCACUACUAAAACUGCUAAGCAACAAACUGGGUGAUCCAGAGCGGCGGCUUGCAUCAACCGCUUCUCACUAUUUACUGCUGCUUGUAAACAGGCAUCCCAAUAUGCGUCUUGUAAUCGUCAAUGAAAUUGAGCGCUUCAUGUAUCGACCAAACCUAGCAGAUCGCGCAAGGUACUAUGCAGUGUGCUUCCUCAACCAGCAGAUACUAAGCCGGAAAGACAAGGACCUGGCAAACAAGCUCAUCUCCGUGUAUUUCUCUUUUUACUCGAAAUGUUCUUCUGGUAAGGAUUCGGAGCUGGACAGUAAAAUGCUUAGUGCGCUGCUUGUCGGUGUGAAUCGAGCAUUCCCGUUUGCUGAGUUAAAGGAUGAGGAGCUGGAUGUGCACGUCAACACACUGUACUCCACUGUCCACAAGUCAACAUUCAACGCCAGUGUACAGGCUUUGAUGCUACUGUUUCAAAUCAUGCAAUCCAGACAAAGCUUAUCAGAUCGCUUCUAUUGCGCCCUGUACUCCAAGCUAAUGGAUCACCGCUUGGUGGCUUCGUCCAAGCAGAGUGUGUUCAUGAAUCUGCUGUACAAAGCGAUCAAAGCUGACCCGAGGAUAUCCCGAGUCAAGGCUUUCAUCAAGCGAGUACUGCAAGUGUGCAACAUGAUGCCGCCGUCGUUUGUUUGCGGGGCUCUCUUCAUGAUCUCUCAGUUGUGUACUGACCAGCCAGCCAUCAGGACAAUUAUUGACCAGCCUGAGGAUACAGAAGAGGAAGAGCACUUCAAAGAUGUUCAACUGGAUGAUGACGAAGACGACGAGAAUGACAACUCCGAGGAUGCUGAUGACGAGCAGGAUGAAUCAGCGCACGCAGCAAAGGAUUCCGAUGCGGAAGCAACGACGGAAGACUUUGGGGAUGUUGACGAUGCUGUGAAGAAGCUGGCAAAGGCGGCCGGUAGCGUCAAGCCGUCAAAGGGCUUUGCCGAUCGAGGCCAGCAAGAGCACUACGUAGCGUUGCAUCGUAACCCGCUGUACUGUGGUGCAGAGCACUCUUGCAGCUGGGAAAUACGACAGUUUGCAGUGCACUAUCACCCAUCUGUACGGACAUUUGCUGAGCAGGUUGUGGCCGGUGUGACCAUCACGUACAAAGGUGACCCACUGCAAGACUUCACUCUGGUCAGAUUCUUAGAUCGGUUUGUGUUCCGAAACCCUAAGAAACGAGUCCGAGAUCAUGGUGGUUCCGUGAUGCAGCGCAAGGAGACUUCUCACUUGAUGACUGAACUGCCUGUGAAUCAUACCUCAUUCUGGAGUAAGAAUGAGGAUAAGAUUCGACCAGACGAAGUCUUCUAUCAUCGAUACUUCCGGCAGCUAAAUCAAUUACAUCCACACAAACUGAAGAGCAAGCCUGGCAAUGACACAGAAGACGUUGCAGACGAAGGACCCGAGGGGGACGAAGAGUCAAUGGACUUUGCAAGUGACAUCAAGACCACUGUCAAGAGCAACAAGAGAGAGCAAAGCCAGAAGGGAGGUAAGAGAAAGAAAGAACGGCAAGACAGUGACGAUGAUGAAGGUGCUCCUGUCAGUGGCAGAGGUGGCAGACACGGCGCUGCUGAUGAGGAUUCCAGUGACGAUGAUUCUGACGAAGACCUUGGCGAAGGCGAAGGCAGUGAUGAUGACGAGGAUAUCGAUAGUGGAGACGACUUUGACGAGCUGCUGGGCGGCAAUGCUGAUGAUGAGGAUAUGGGUGGAGGUGACUUUGACGAAGAGCUUGGUGAAGAGUUCAACUACAGCGACCUGGACGACAUGUCGGAUGAGGACAUGAGUGAUGGAGAUGAUGCGGACCAAGCACAGAAAGGAAGCAAGUCUGGGAAGGCGCCAGAGCAGCAGAAGAAGAAGAAAAAGAAGAAGUUUACUGACGCUGAUUACGAGAAGGCUCUUUUCGAGAACCUCAGCUCUGAUGAGGAUGGUACAGCAUCAAGUGCAUCAGCUGCUGGACUUAGUGAUGACAUGUCCAAGAUGUUCAUGGGAGCUGAAGAGUUUGCUGCCAUGCUGAAGAAGAAGAAAUCGUCCAAGCAUGGCAGUGCCAGCCAGCUUAUUGCCAAGGAUGGUGUUAGUCAGAAGCAGUUGGACUGGGAGGAAAAGCGCAUCAACGCGGGACAGAACUACCGGCAGCGCAAGCGCCAGUUCAGGCGUGGACGGUAACUGCCACAUCUGCUGCUGUAGUCCGUGAGGCAAGUCUCAGAAACGGCUCAGAAAAGAAGAUGCCUUCCACCCCCCCCCCCCCCCCCCCCCCCUGUCGAAGAGGUUUUCUCGGCGUGGUUGGCUAGGGAUGGGUUCACUGAGUUGCCUCGACGAUGUUGGCAGUCCAGGAACCGUGCGACUACCUCGCUACGGGGUCUUUUCUGCUCGACAAUUGGCACGCGAAUACGCAGUAUUUGCAGGAUUUAAAGCUGCGGCCCCCUGCUGAUUUACUAAAACACUUGUAUUCGUCUUGAAAACGCUUUACAACACUGCGAAUUCUACGAAUGCGCUACGUGCGUGCAUGUGUGUGCCUACUGCGGGACAGCCGGCCUAUAUUUCACAUCUCAAACCUCUGUAUAUUUUGUUUAAUAUGUGAUGUCUGAAAAAAACUCUCAUUGUCAAUAAGUGUCAGCACUGUGUGUCAGAGCAGCGCUGGCUUCUCAAGGUCCCAUUGUAUCCACUGGGUAAUCACGAUGAUGUCAUAUUCCCAUUGUAUCUAUUGGGUGAUGUCAUACUGUUGCCGUACUUAU